Molecule: messenger RNA, 975 nt
Organism: Rotaria sp. Silwood2
Lineage: Eukaryota; Metazoa; Rotifera; Eurotatoria; Philodinida; Philodinidae
Source: the annotation of a GenBank genome assembly
AUGUCUAAUACAUCAAGAGAAAAAAUUUAUGGUGUUGAUGAAUCUGAACGUAAUGCACGUUUAUUACGCAUUAAAGUUUUACAAGCCACUGAUUUACAACGACGAGAUUCUUUUGAUGGAUCAGGAGAUCCAUAUAUACAAAUUUUACUUCAAUCUCGUGAAAAUCAAAAUCAAACAAUUGAUACAGCACGUACACGUACUGUAUCCAAAACACUUAAUCCGCUAUGGAAUCAAGAUUUUAUUUUUCGAGUAAAUAAGACUUUCAAGAAAAAGAAAGCACUUACUUAUCUUUUGACUUGUCAGGUUGACCCAACUAAACACCGUCUUGUAUUCAAAAUAUAUUGUCAAAAUCCAUGUAGUAAGGAUGAAUUUCUUGGUAUGUUUUUCGUUAAGCUCAAUAUAAAUAUUCCGUAUGAAUCAGCUGAACAAGCGAUGUUAACAAAAGAUUAUCCAUUAUUCAAACAAAGUGUUCCUCAACAUGUUUGUGGUACUGCAACAAUAGAGUUAUGUUAUGUUAAUCCAACGACCUUCUCAACACGGACUGGUUCAAUAGAAAAUGGAGGCAUACAACGUAAUGAUUCUGGACUUGAGGCAAUUCAGCAUGAUAAUACAACUGAAUCAAUAGCUGCAGCUACUCAAACACCAUUGCCACCAGGAUGGGAAGAACGAAAAGAUGCUAGUGGUCGCACUUAUUAUGUUGAUCACAAUACUCGUACAACAACUUGGAAUCGUCCCAAUGAACGAAAUGCUGCUGCACCCGAACGACCACAACCGCAAAUUGGUGAUGGACAUCAAAGUGGUGAUCGGCAUCAAAUUGAUGAUGGGGAAACUAAUAAUACUAAAGCGAAACCAUCGGCGAGUCCAGCAGCAGCUUCACACGAUGCAACAGAUAGUGCUUCAUCGAAUAAUCGUGGCCCAUUACCACUCGGAUGGCAAACGUUUAAAACAGAAAAUGAUCGCCCAGGGCGAAACUGA